Messenger RNA from Vidua chalybeata, 1729 nucleotides. RefSeq lists its product as uncharacterized. NCBI's taxonomy places the organism in Eukaryota, Metazoa, Chordata, Aves, Passeriformes, Viduidae. The transcript has 3 exons. The record is from RefSeq and is a predicted model, not a curated record. Bases 431 to 1729 code for a protein of 432 amino acids.
CAAGGAUCCUGCACAACAACAGCACCUGAUCUAAUCUUUCUUUUGCCUCUGUGCUGAGGGAAAAUCAAGGAAAGCGUGGUGAAUGGAGUGCCCUGGUUCUGGGGGAUCCUGAUGAUCUGCUUGAGCCCCAAGGGGAGAAAAUGAGGUAAAUGCAGGAGCUGAAAAAUAACCUGUGGUAAAAUUAGUAAUGCCCUUGUUGGACAGAGAAGAAAUCAGCAGGUUUCACAUGUGCAGGAGGGUGUUCCUCCUGGCUUUUGUACUUGCAAAUGCUUGCUGAACCUGAUGUGCCCUAAUGGUUGUACAUAAAUUAUUUUCUCAGUGACUGCAGGAGAGAAGCCAGUCCAGGAACCUGUAGUGCACAUCAGCAUCGUUUCAUGUUUUGCUGCAUCACAGCACAACUGCAGAUUUCCUCAACAGCCUUUGAUUUUAAAUGUCAGCGACUUCGGCCAUUGGGUUUCUUAGUUGCUCCUCGUUCCCCUCGGGAGAGCUGCCAGGACACGCACAGAGGGCAUUUCAGUGUGCCCAGUCCUCAGCUCCUUGCCCGGAUUUCCGACUAGAGAGAUUCCGGCCACGCUUCUGCCUCGGGCGAGGGCUCCUCUGGGUGGCACCAAGCACAGGGCACCAAGCACUGGCUGGCUUCUCCCCGUUCCCUCAAGAGUUCCACUCACCUCCCCUAAGGGAGGGGCCGUUUCUUGAAGCGCGGCCAGGCUCCGGCUACUUGUCCUCGCUCGUCACCGUGUACAGGCACAUCCCCGGAGCAAGCACAGAAACAUCUCCUCGAUCCCUGGAGGGUUUCCACCUCCCUGCUGGCUCGGGUGCCGCAGCCACAGCAGCCAAGCCCAGCUCUGAUGAGCAGUUGUGGCUGCUCAUCAGCCAUAACUUCCUGGCCCCCUUUUCCCCGUUGCCCCAGCCUCGGUGCACCGCCCGCCCCCUUAUCUCCCACAGGGGAAGGGGAAGCAUCCCUCCGGGACAGCCCGAUCCCAGUGGGCCAUUUACCCGAUCCGCGCGGGAGAUUUACCCGAUCCGCUGGGCAGCCCUGCACGGCCGCUCCCGCCUCCCUCCCUCCCGCAGCUCCGCUCCCGCCAGGAUCCUGCUCUCGGCGUGUGGCUCACUUCUCUUCCGCGAAUUUCUCUCCUCCCUCUCGGGCGCUGAGGGUGGGAUUAAAGGCAUCAAAGACCAAACAUGUGACUCCGCCAGCACAGGGAUGCUCAAGGAAGGAGGGGAAGGGGAGAUGGCCGGAGGGGGUCACCGCACACCGGGGAGGGGACCGGUCCCUGGAACCAGGUUCAGGAGUAAAUCCCGAGCCCCAGGGGGACGCCCGGGGCGAGGCGGCUGCGCAGCCAGAGCUCCUCAUUCCUGCUUUGCGGUCCCCGAACGCUCCUUCAGGAGCGGCGGGACAACCGCAGGGACAACGCGGCUCCCCCAGUCCUCCCCAGUCAGGGUGUCACAUCUGCCCGGUGUCACCUCGGCCGCGUGUCACCUUUCGUGGGUGUCACUUCUGGCGGGUGUCACUUUUGCCGGGUGUCCCCUCUGCCCGAUGUCACUUCAGCCGGGUGUCCCCGCCAGCUCCCGCGCCUCUGGGGCACUGCCCUCCCCCAGUGGGACCUGUUGGACCCUCCGGACCCCUUGCCUCACUUCCAGGAGGGGAGAGGAUCACCGGGGCCCUGCAAAUUCGAGCAGAAAGUGCCAAGAGUCACCAGCAGGUUCUUUAUAUGCAUGUUACCCCUGA